Nanorana parkeri is the source of this 1395-nucleotide messenger RNA. Its product is annotated as oocyte zinc finger protein XlCOF7.1-like. The transcript has 7 exons. The record is from RefSeq and is a predicted model, not a curated record. Lineage: Eukaryota; Metazoa; Chordata; Amphibia; Anura; Dicroglossidae. Gene Ontology annotation, biological process: regulation of transcription by RNA polymerase II. Gene Ontology annotation, molecular function: DNA-binding transcription factor activity, RNA polymerase II-specific; RNA polymerase II cis-regulatory region sequence-specific DNA binding. The coding region runs from base 1 to 1395 and encodes 464 amino acids.
AUGGAGAAGGAACGUGGUCACAUGACAGAGAGGAUGUUAGACCUCACCCUGGAGAUCAUCUACUUGCUGACCGGAGAGAACUAUAUAGCUUUCAAGUUAUCUAAUGGCUUGGUCGCUCCCAACCUAAGGAACACACAGAGCCCCUUCACACAACCUCCGCCUCCCGCUCUGACACCUGAAACAAGCAACGACAAAAAGAUUCAAGAGGUGACCAACAAGAUCAUCGAGCUGCUGACGGGAGAGGUUCCUAUAAGGUGUCAGGAUGUCACGGUUUCUUUCUCCAUGGAGGAGUGGGAUCAAAGAUCCAAACUCCAUGAAGUCAAGGAACUCCGUCCAAACUCCAUGGAGUCAAGGAACUCCGUCCAAACUCCGGGGAGUCAAGGAACUCCGUCCAAACUCCGGGGAGUCAAGAAACUCCGCCCAAACUCCGGGGAGUUAAGAAACUCCGUCCAAACUCCGGGGAGUCAAGAAACUCCGCCCAAACUCCGGGGAGUCAAGAAACUCCGUCCAAACUCUGGGGAGUCAAGGAACUCCGAUGGAAAUAAAAUGAAAGGCAAUGUGAAAAUGGAAACAGAAGAACCAUUUGUGAUUAGUGAUGAGCCAUGUAAAGAGGAGGACAUUACCCCAGAGAUCAGCACAGCGACACAACACUACAGGUAUAACGCAAGAGCACAGCCCCUUCCUUCUCCUGAUGGCAAAAUCGAGGAUGAUGAUGACCUCACAUCUGAUUCUGCUGGAGAAAACCCCAUGACCCCAAACUUCCACCCAGCACUAUCGUCCCAUUCCACCAUGCACAUGGGGUGCUUCUCUGAUGACCCAGUUGCCCAUCACGCCAGUCAAAACCAGGGUGAAACAUUGCCGUGUCCCGAAUGCGGGGGGUGUUUUAGCCAGAGAGCCGGGGUCAACGUAAACACCGGGGACACGCUAUAUUCUUGUUCCGAAUGCGGGAAGUGUUAUACCCCGAAGACGCGUCUGGCGGAUCACAUACGAACUAACACGGGGACAAAGCCCUAUACCUGCCCCCAAUGCGGGAAAGGGUUUCCCUCCAAUGCGCAUCUUGUCAUACACUAUAGACUGCACACGGGGGAGAAGCCCUAUUCGUGUUCGGAUUGCGGCAAGCGCUUCCACCAGAAGUCAAACCUGAACCACCAUCAGGUGAUCCACUCGGGCGAGAAACCGUUUUCUUGUCUGGAAUGCGGGAAGCGGUUUUUGAGGAAGGCCGAUCUGGUGACCCACCAGAAAACUCACUCGGGGCUGAGGCCGUAUUCGUGUCCUCACUGCGGGAAAUGCUAUAGGAACCCUCAGAGUGAUGUCAAAGCUGAGGAAGAGGUGGAAGAACAUGUGAGGAUUAAAGAGGAGGAAGUUCUCGUUGAGAUCAGCACAGGUGAUUCAUAA